AUAGGAAAAGAAAAUAAAAUGUGAGGGGAUAAUGUAAUGUAAUAAAUCGAUCCUAUUUUGCAACAGGGUUUUGGUUGGGGUUUGCAAAUUCCAGUUGAAGCCUCAAAGGUGCUUGUUUGCAGGUUUCACCAUAAACAGAACCUUCAUCACUUUCAAUCCCAAUCCGCAUCCUUCAAUUCAGCAUCACAAACACAAACACAGCAAUCUGGUGAGUCUAUUAUCCUUUUCACCAAUCUUCAUUUUUCUACCACUUAGUAAUUUCUUGCUUUAUGUGAAAAACAACCAUGGAAUCACUUACUUCACCCAAAAUCUCUUUUUUAUCUACCCCUUUACCAUUUUUCAUCUCAAAUAAACUACCCUUAUUUCAAAAACCAAACCUUUCUCUCAAAAUUAAUUGUUCCCUUAAAAAAUCCCAAUUUUUGGGUACCAAUUUGCGUUUGUUUCCGUUAGAAUCAUCACAUGUUAGGCCCAGGUUUCAAAUUGUGCCGAUAAGAGCCGCCGUGAAGCGAAGAAAAGAGCUUCCUUUUGAUAAUGUUAUACAGAAAGAUAAGAAGCUCAAAUUUGUUCUUAAGGUGAGGAAAUUACUAGUGAGUCAACCUAAUAGGCUUAUGUCUCUUCAAGAACUAGGUAAGCAUAAAAAAGAAUUAGGGUUGGAUAAAAAGAGAAAAUUAAUUGUACUUUUGAGGAAAUUCCCGGGUGUGUUUGAGAUUGUGGAAGAAGGGUGUUUUUCUCUUAAAUUCAAAAUGACUUCUGAGGCGGAACGGCUUUAUUUUGAGGAAUUGAAGGUUAGGAAUGAAAUGGAAGAUGUUGUAGUUACUAAGCUUAGAAAAUUAUUGAUGAUGUCAUUGGAAAAGAGGAUUUUGUUAGAAAAAAUUGCCCAUUUGGCGAAUGAUUUGGGACUUACGAGAGAAUUUCGUGAUACAGUUAUUCAUAGGUACCCGGAUUUUUUCAAAGUUGUUGAGACGGAAAGAGGUCCUGCACUUGAAUUAACACAUUGGGAUCCUGAGCUUGCUGUUUCUGCGGCGGAGCUAUCUGUGGAGGAUAAUCGAAUUCGAGAAAUAGAUGAGCAGAAUUUAAUUAUAGACAGGCCACCCAAAUUCAAUAGAGUGAAGCUUCCUAAGGGUCUUAAUCUUUCCAAGGGUGAGAUGAGGAAGAUAAUGCAGUUCAGAGACAUUCCUUAUAUAUCUCCUUACUCAGAUUUCUCAAUGAUUGGUUCGGGAACGCCGGAGAAAGAGAAGCAUGCUUGUGGAGUUAUUCAUGAGAUUUUGAGUCUCACAAUUGAGAAACGAACUCUUGUUGAUCACUUCACUCAUUUUCGAGAGGAGUUUAGAUUUUCUCAGCAAUUGAGAGGGAUGUUGAUAAGGCACCCUGAUAUGUUUUAUAUCUCAUUGAAAGGAGACAGGGAUUCUGUGUUCCUUAGGGAAGCUUAUCGAGAUUCUCAGUUGGUAGACAAGGACAAAUUGUUGCUUAUAAAGGAGAAACUUCGCUCUUUGGUUGAUAUUCCACGAUUUCUUAAGGGUAGGGGUGCUGCCCGAACUAGAAUUGGAGAUGGCAUGGAAGAGAAUGAUAUUGAUAGCAGACAGGAUGAAAGUGGUGAAGAGGAACAAGAAUGGUCAGAUGCUGAUGACGAUGGUGGUGAUAUCGAUGAUGACUGGAUUGAUGAAGAUGAUGAUGAUGAUACACCGCCAGAUUUUGAUGAGGAGGAGGCUGAAACAUUGGAGAUUGGAAAGAGAAAGACAAUUACACGAGUUCAAGACACAAGACAGAAUAAUGAAAAGGUCCUUGUUCCAACAUUACCUGAUGGUCGUCUCAGAGAGCGGUGGUAAUCUUUAAAAGACUUUCAAGCACAAGCUCGGAGUUUUUCACGUACUGGGUUGAUUGAUUUGUGACAGGUACUUUAGGGAAUGAGUUUGCCUUCACUAUGUUGGAACUUGGAAGAAUAUGAACAUCCACGGUUCUUGAAUUUAAUCUGUAAACAACAACGAAGUAGAUAUUAUGUCUGAAUCAAACCAAAAUGUCCAACUAAUGUAGAUGACUAUAUCUGUUGCAUGCUUUACUGUAUAAUAUAGAUUGAUACUUCUUGGAAAGUAUUGUCCCUGCAACUUAUCGGUGUGCAAUUACUAAUGCUUACUUUGAUGGAGUGAUUUUUCUUUGUGGCUUUAGAGACUCUUCUGGAUCGGUAUGAUCAGCCAUAUUAUUUUCAUCAUAUCAUUGUAA
Molecule: messenger RNA, 2217 nt
Organism: Trifolium pratense (red clover)
Lineage: Eukaryota; Viridiplantae; Streptophyta; Magnoliopsida; Fabales; Fabaceae
Product: protein WHAT'S THIS FACTOR 1 homolog, chloroplastic
Exons: 1
Coding region: 285-1826 (513 amino acids)
Molecular function (GO): RNA binding
Source: RefSeq, a predicted model, not a curated record